CUGAGGCGAGUGAUUUGAUGAUGGGGACUCGGGAGUGAAGUCGUUGAAAGCCGCGGCCGGAAACUGACUGACUCGCAUGGUGCCCCGCUGUCAAAUAUAUCACGACACAGCACGACAGGACAGAACUUGAACGUUGCUUCAGGUCUGAUAUUGGUAUCCUACAACUGUAGGUAUCUUACUCCUACCUGAUCCAGCCCUUGACGUCCCAGCAGGAAUCAUCUCAUUACCACUCACUGUCUGGAACUUCCGCCUUGAGUCCAAGUUCCGUCAUCUCCGACCCAACAUCCAAGCUCUGCAAGGCUAACAUCACGCGGAAAUACUCCCUGUUACUGUCCUCGAGAAAGACGAUCUACACCUCAUCCCUCCUCGGCAGACAAGAAUUUCAGUCACUUCAUUGCUGAUCCAGAAAACCAAAGUAAAACCUGCUGGACUUGUCGCUUUUCUCAAAGAUAAAGAUGUCAGAAUCGAGGCUCUACACUUUCUCUCAGGAGACGAGGGACGAGCUGCGCAAGUUCCGAUUAGGCACGUCGAGGGCGAAGACGCCGCUGGCCAAAAUAUACCAGAUCGACACCAAGACCCAAGAAAUCAAGCCAUCCUCCGACGAGACCUAUUCAGACAUGCUCGAACUGGCCGAUGAGCUACCCGACUCAUCGCCUCGGUUUGUGCUGUUGAGCUACCCGUUGACAUUGCCAGCCGGCCGUCUUUCCGUCCCCUACGUCCUAAUCUACUACCUCCCCGUCAACUGCAAUCCAAACAUGAGGAUGAGCUACGCCGGCGCCGUCGAGCUCAUGCGCAACACGGCCGAAGUCAAUCGCGUCAUUGAGAUUCAAGACGCCGACGAUUUACAGGAGAUUGAAAGUAAAUUGAAAGGCGAGGAUUGAACUCGAACUUGAUUUCACGAAUGAAAUCGGGUGCUAAGGUCGGAGGUGAAGUCCAGGAACGCAGUACAAUAUCUUCCGACUCUGAUUGACUAUCUAUCCAUGGCGCUUACCCUGCUGGCCUUUCGGUCACUGGCCAGGACAGAGGGAGGCUUCGGCGCACAACGACUGAUUGAACCAAGUCGCCUCGCUGGCAAUUGAUCAUCGUUUGAUAUCUCUGGAUCUGGCUGCCAGCGUGGCAUCAAGAUUCUGGACACGAGCAUGACUGUUUGGAUUGGUGAAGCUUAACUGAACGACUCGCGGAGGUCUCGUGGCUAAGCACUGCGUUUCUGAUUGCAACUCUUGCAACAGUGAAGUCAGGGGAAACAAGGCGCCGAAAAGGUAUCUGAAAGGCACACAAAGUCGCCAGGGGCAGCGAGGGGCAUGAACAAAACGAGCAAUAUAUACAUAACGUCCAGAAUAAAUGAAUGGACAAAUAUUUUGAUAUAUCUGCCAGUCUGUUACGAAGGCAUCCUUGACCAAUAUUGAAUACCCGUGGCGGUGGAUGGAACAGCGAACCCGGGUUCUUUGUCAUUAGAACCUAUCUAUUUGCUACGUAGUACGUAGUGUAUCGUAGGUGGUACAUUGAUCCUAGUGGCAUUUUACAGAGCGAUAUCAAAUAGUGCGUGGCUGGACGGCCUUCAGACGGCUGUGAGACAAUUAUGGAUUGCAGUGAUUGAUAUUAUC
This is a messenger RNA of Exophiala dermatitidis NIH/UT8656, 1604 nucleotides long. RefSeq lists its product as uncharacterized. The record is from RefSeq and is a predicted model, not a curated record. The transcript is spliced from 4 exons. Gene Ontology annotation, molecular function: actin binding; Arp2/3 complex binding. Gene Ontology annotation, biological process: negative regulation of Arp2/3 complex-mediated actin nucleation; actin filament debranching. The coding region runs from base 456 to 881 and encodes 141 amino acids. Gene Ontology annotation, cellular component: actin cortical patch. NCBI's taxonomy places the organism in Eukaryota, Fungi, Ascomycota, Eurotiomycetes, Chaetothyriales, Herpotrichiellaceae.